This is a messenger RNA of Temnothorax curvispinosus, 1047 nucleotides long. RefSeq lists its product as uncharacterized. The transcript has 2 exons. The record is from RefSeq and is a predicted model, not a curated record. The coding region runs from base 1 to 1047 and encodes 348 amino acids. NCBI's taxonomy places the organism in Eukaryota, Metazoa, Arthropoda, Insecta, Hymenoptera, Formicidae.
AUGGUGAAAAAUCCAGAUUUUAAAAAAGCUGGAAUCCGAAUAGGAACACUUAUUGGGGAUGAAGAUUCGUCCACAAUUGCGGCAGACCAACGAGAAACUUCACAUCGAGUCGUCAAGUGGUCGAAUUCCAAUCAUGUGCGUAAAAAGUUUACUGGAAAACUUUAUAAGUUGGCCAACACCCAUCGAAACCUUGACAGAGGAUCUGUCAUCCCAUAUUUGAAGCGAUGCUUCAAUUAUGCCUUGGACCAAAAUAAAGGAAAUACUGAAGCUACGACGAAAGCUCUAUUAAGCAUUGCCGAGCACAUAUUUGGGAACCAUAGCAACUGCGGCACUUGGUGUGAGGCCAAAGACAAUCCGGAGUACGUGUUUAAGAGUUUACCGAAGGGAAAACCUCUUUUCAGUAAAAAUCUGCAAACUGCACUUCAUGGGGUCUUGAUGGAGUUCACAUCUCGGGUGUUGAAAGUUGCGCCAGGGGGAUCGUCUCAACUCAAUGAAUCAUUUAACCAUAUGGUGGCCACCAGAGCACCGAAGUCCAGACAUUACGCAUCUUCGCGUUCUAUUCUUCUGCGAGUGGCAGCAGCAGUCUGUCAGAAAAAUUUUGGAGCUAAACACAUCAUCGAUGUAAGAUUCGAAGCUGGAUUACCGCCAGGAACGGUAGCUGAAGAAUACCGCCUACGAAAAGAAGUCUUGCAACGAGAAAUAGCUGUAAAACGUACCACAUUCGAAGUAAAACGCCGUCGAUGUUAUUUGAAAAAUAAAAGGCAACGUAUCACCAUAGCACGAGAGAGCAGGGAAGGGAUUACUUAUCAAUCAGGUAUGGGACUGGAUCUUCCUAUCGAAACAACUUGUGAAAUUGAUGAACCUCUCCGUGAAGACAGUCCGCAAGUCAUCGUUGACAUUGAAACUACUGGUCUGGCAUCUACUGCAGACAUCGUUCAAAUAGCGGCGAAGUGUGGCGAUCAGGAGUUCGCACGAUUGCAGACUUUACUGCAACGGCAAGCAAUCGCAAAGAAGAAAGCGCAAUUUCUAGAGACUCUUCAGGCCUAA